Molecule: messenger RNA, 891 nt
Organism: Acyrthosiphon pisum (pea aphid)
Lineage: Eukaryota; Metazoa; Arthropoda; Insecta; Hemiptera; Aphididae
Product: E3 ubiquitin-protein ligase SHPRH-like
Exons: 6
Coding region: 1-891 (296 amino acids)
Biological process (GO): protein polyubiquitination; DNA damage response
Cellular component (GO): nucleus
Molecular function (GO): ubiquitin protein ligase activity
Source: RefSeq, a predicted model, not a curated record
AUGACUAAAGAAAACGAUAAAAAAACCAUGUAUGAUAGUACUGGUAAAUGCCUAAUGAUGAUUUCUCAAAAAGAAUUAAUACUUAUAAAACUAUUUCAAUAUGGACAAGCCAAAAUUAAAAAUAAAAGCUGUUUGGAAGAUGCAGCCGAACAUAUAAAGGUAUUGGACUUGGUACGUGAAGAAUUCCAUUACUUAAAGUUUCUAUUAACUUUUACCAGAGAAAGAGUUCAUGCUUAUGAUAAGAUGAAUAAGGCUGUUCGUAAAUUUGAAGAAAUACCAACAACUACAGCUUAUUUAAAACAAAAAGUCGGAACCCUACUUUAUCUAGAAAAUUUAAAAAAAGAAAAAGAAAACUCUACUGAAGUUGAUACAUGUCCAAUUUGUUGUCUCAAUGGUGAUACCGGGUGGGCAGUUUUUCAAUGUGGCCAUAGUGUGUGUAAUCAGUGUUUAGAUACCAUGUGUAAUCAAUCAAAUGCCUUUGAGAUAGAUUGUCCUAUGUGUAGGAAAACUACCCCAAUAGAUUCUAUAUCCUAUGUAAAAAAUAACCCAGAAGGUGAAGGGUCAAACAUAGUAAUCAAAGGAUCAUUUUCUACUAAAAUAGAAUAUGUCACUUUAAAACUAAUGGAAUUGAUUAGUCAGGAUCCAAAUGUGAAAGUUUUAAUUUUCUCAAAUUGGGAUAAAGCAUUAAAUCUUCUAGGAGAAGCUUUAGAUCAAAAUUCAAUCAGUUAUAGGAUACUAAAAACGGGAACUAAGUAUAAAAAAACACUAAAAGAUUUUAAGGGAUUGAAUUUAACUGAAGCAACAAGAAUAUUUUUCAUGGAGCCAAUAAUUAACAAAAAUGAUGAGCAUCAAGCUAUUGGGACAAUUCAUAGACUAGGACAAACCAAGUAA